Ricinus communis (castor bean) is the source of this 2195-nucleotide messenger RNA. RefSeq names its product AAA-ATPase ASD, mitochondrial. The transcript has a single exon. NCBI's taxonomy places the organism in Eukaryota, Viridiplantae, Streptophyta, Magnoliopsida, Malpighiales, Euphorbiaceae. Bases 513 to 2051 code for a protein of 512 amino acids. Gene Ontology annotation, molecular function: ATP binding; ATP hydrolysis activity. The record is from RefSeq and is a predicted model, not a curated record.
AGGGAGAGAGUACUGUUAUGGCUAUUAUGGCCUGUUGGACUAUACAGUCAGGAACCAAUAAGUAAUGAUGAUGCCUCUGUUUCAGAGUCAGGUUUUUUUUUUUUCUUUGUGCAUUACUGUAGGCUUAGUCAGUUCUUUGACUCUUGCUUUGCCUGUAUUUGUUACCUUUUAAGGACCACUAUCCAAAUAAUCCCACUAAUCACUCAGAAAAUGACACUAUAAAGUAUCCAUUGAUAUGCAUCCUUGAGAAAGAAUUGUUAAAUACAUUUGUCUCUGCCAAAUACUAGUUAUUUUUCUUACUUAUACUUCAUCUACUGUCUUUCUCUUCUUCCUCUCACUUUUUCUUUUUUCUUAUAUCAUGUAAUGCAGAGUGUAAACCCAUCAAGAUCCUUGCAUUAGCCUAUAGGAAAAUAAGAAGAGCAUAUCAGGAACCCAAGAAAUUGCUCAUCAUACUCUCAUUGCAUUUUGCGUUUUUAGCCUACACCCCAGAAAGCCAAAAGAAACUGAUCAGGAUGAUAUUAGCACCACAAACAAUGACUGAGAUGUGGGCAACAAUGGGCUCAACGAUUGCAAGUUUCAUGUUUAUUUGGGCUAUCUUUCGCCAAUACUGCCCAUAUGAGGUUCGUCGUUACUUUGAAAAAUAUACUCAAGGAAUCAUGACUUUCUUCUAUCCUUACAUUAAGAUAUCCAUCCAUGAGUACACAGGCGAUCGUCUCAAGAGAAGUGAAGCUUAUGCUGCUGUUGAGGCUUACCUCAGUCUCAACUCAUCAAAGUCUGCUAAAAGACUCAAAGCUGAGAUGGGCAAAGAUAGCAGUAACUUAGUACUCAGCAUGGAUGAAUAUGAGAGGGUCACCGAUGAAUUUCGAGGUGUUAAAGUUUGGUGGGUGUCAAGCAAGGUGGUCUCACCAACUCAAUCCAUGUACCCUCAGCAAGAAAGGAGGUACUACAAGCUCACCUUUCACAAGAAAGAUAGGGAGUUGAUAACCGAGGCUUACUUGCAGCAUGUGGUGAGAGAAGGGAAGGAGAUUAGGGUCAGGAACAGACAGAGGAAGCUUUACACUAACAGUCCUGGUUACAAGUGGCCAAGCUAUAAGCAGACUAUGUGGAGCCAUAUAGUCUUUGAGCAUCCUGCUACUUUUGAAACAAUGGCCUUGGAGCCAGAGAAGAAGCAGGAGAUUAUUGAAGAUCUUCUUACUUUUAGUAAGAGCAAAGAUUUCUAUGCAAGAAUCGGAAAAGCAUGGAAAAGAGGGUACCUUCUAUAUGGUCCACCAGGAACUGGAAAGUCUACCAUGAUCGCUGCAAUGGCUAACUUGUUGAAUUACGAUGUUUAUGAUUUGGAGCUUACUGCAGUGAAGGAUAAUACCGAGUUAAGAAAGCUUUUGAUCGAAACGACUAGUAAAUCGAUCAUAGUAAUUGAGGAUAUAGAUUGUUCACUUGAUCUUACAGGUCAGAGAAAGAAGAAAUCAGAGAAAUGCUUGGAUGAUGAGAAAGAUAAGCUGGAGAAGGAACUUCCUCGGAAAGAACUUAAAGAGGAGGCGAGCAGCAAGGUAACACUUUCAGGGCUGUUGAAUUUCAUUGAUGGGUUAUGGUCAGCUUGUGGGGGUGAAAGACUAAUUGUCUUUACCACAAAUUACGUGGAGAAGCUUGAUCCUGCUCUGAUAAGAAGGGGUAGGAUGGAUAAGCACAUUGAGCUUUCCUAUUGCAGUUUUGAGGCAUUCAAGGUUCUUGCAAGGAAUUACUUGCAGCUCGAAAAGCACCCCAUGUUCAACAUAAUUCAAGGGCUAAUGAAGGAGACUAAGAUCACACCUGCUGAUGUUGCAGAGAACCUUAUGCCAAAGUCCCCAUUAGAUAACGCAGAGAAGUGCCUUUCAAAUUUGAUUCAAGCGCUCGAGGAAGUUAAAGAAGCAGAAGCUCUGAAAACGGAGCAGGAAGAAGCAGCUAUUGAGAAAGCUGAGACUAGAAGAGAAGCAGAAAAGGAAGAGGCAGAAUACCCUGUCAAGUUAGGUGGUGUUCGGCAGCGAGAAAAUGGAGAAGCAGAAAAACCUUUUUGAACAAAGCACUUCCACUAGAUUCUUGUAUUAGAUAUUCUGCCAACAUGAUUUUUCCUACAAGAUUAAAGUGAUUAUUAAUAUGUAGAAGUUUCAAAAAUACGUUUGUUGGUUGCGGCUGCUGCAAGUCGUUUUUAGAGCUCAUAA